GUGACAAGUGAUGACAACUGUGAACUGACAAGACACGUUUUGUUUCUGUUGUUCGUAAACAUUAACGAUUCUUAAAAACAUGUAACCAGCAUUGAAUUUACAAUGCAUUCCGUACUCGUCGCAUUCGACUUUGAUCAUACGAUUACCAAUGACAAUACCGACGUCGUGGCUCGAAAGCUGUUGCCCCAGGAAAAAUUAACAGACAGCGUGAAGGAAUUAUGUCGUUCUAGCGGUUGGAUUGCGUACAUGGCGAAGAUAUUCGAAUUGCUACACAGCAAUUGCAUCGACAUAAAACAAAUCGAACGUGCCAUUGUCAAUAUACCUCCUGUACCGGGUAUCGAGAAACUUCUGAGAGAAUUACACUCGAAUGGCUGUGAAAUUAUUAUCAUUAGUGAUUCAAAUACGUUAUUCAUUAGUGAUUGGUUAAAAAGUAAAAAAUUAGAUCACAUUAUCACUCAAGUGUUUACAAAUCCCGCGAAACUCGAUGAUAACGGUGUAAUACGGCUAGAUAUGUACCACGUUCAGGAUUUUUGUAAAUUAAGUACUGUUAAUUUGUGCAAAGGGCAAAUCUUGGAAUCCUACAUAAAAAAACGGCGCGAUGAGGGAGUACAUUUCGAUCGAAUAGUAUACGUCGGAGACGGGAAAAACGAUUUAUGUCCAAUUUUACGUCUCUCUGAACGAGAUUUAGCAUUUCCGCGUAAAGAUUAUAUGCUCAUGAAGAUCUUAAACGGUACUGAAAAUCAUGAAAUUCCAAAAGUAAAAGCUCGCAUAUUUCCUUGGAGCGAUGGCGUACAAAUCUUAAAAAAGUUACAGGAAGAAAUUGGUUUAUCUCAGUCUUCUUUGUAAUUUUGAAAAAUAAUGUUCUCUAUUUACUUUUAUUUAAUGUGCUUUAUAAUUA
Colletes gigas is the source of this 898-nucleotide messenger RNA. RefSeq names its product pyridoxal phosphate phosphatase PHOSPHO2-like. Bases 103 to 846 code for a protein of 247 amino acids. The transcript is spliced from 2 exons. Gene Ontology annotation, molecular function: phosphatase activity. The record is from RefSeq and is a predicted model, not a curated record. NCBI's taxonomy places the organism in Eukaryota, Metazoa, Arthropoda, Insecta, Hymenoptera, Colletidae.